Molecule: messenger RNA, 138 nt
Organism: Trichomonas vaginalis G3
Lineage: Eukaryota; Parabasalia; Trichomonadida; Trichomonadidae
Exons: 1
Source: RefSeq, a predicted model, not a curated record
AUGGAAGGACUCGGAAUGCCAGAAGGAUUUGACGAGGCAAUUUACCUUAUAGAGAUAAAUGAAGUUGUUAAGCAGUACUUGCGCAAGGUCAUGAAGCCCAAGGUCAAGUUCACCGCUAUUUCUGGAAGGGCUGCCUUG